Gastrolobium bilobum is the source of this 1704-nucleotide messenger RNA. Its product is annotated as vacuolar cation/proton exchanger 3-like. Lineage: Eukaryota; Viridiplantae; Streptophyta; Magnoliopsida; Fabales; Fabaceae. Gene Ontology annotation, biological process: calcium ion transmembrane transport; intracellular calcium ion homeostasis. The transcript has 11 exons. The record is from RefSeq and is a predicted model, not a curated record. Gene Ontology annotation, cellular component: plant-type vacuole membrane. Gene Ontology annotation, molecular function: calcium:proton antiporter activity. The coding region runs from base 24 to 1394 and encodes 456 amino acids.
AGCCUUAGUUUCAUUCCUCUAAAAUGCCAAUAAGCAGCACCGACUCAGAGGCCACCACAUCGCAAACGGUGCCAAUGCCAUCCACCAUGGAUGAGGACUUGGAGAACAACAUGGAGCUUUGCAAUCCAAAGACACCACAAAACAUGUCACGUUCGUUGGUGAGAAAGCAGUCAGAGCUUGUUCUGAUCACAAAUAAAAUUCGGUUCCAAAUGCUGCUUAGAAAUUUCAUGACCAACUUGCAAAAGGUCCUCUUUGGCACUAAGCUUGUUGUGCUUUUUCCGGCAGUCCCUUUAGCUGUUGCGGCAAAUUUUUAUAGCUUUGGAAGGCCUUGGAUUUUUGCUUUCAGCUUGAUUGGACUUGCUCCGCUAGCUGAACGUGUCAGCUUCCUCACUGAGCAAAUUGCAUAUUACACUGGCCCAACAGUUGGAGGACUUCUGAAUGCAACUUGUGGUAAUGCAACCGAGAUGAUCAUAGCAAUAUUAGCACUUCACAAAAACAAAGUUCAUGUUGUGAAGUUCUCACUGCUGGGUUCCAUACUCUCAAACCUUCUCUUAGUUCUUGGCAGUUCACUCCUCUGUGGUGGCUUGGCCAACCUUAAGAAGGAGCAAAGAUAUGACAGAAAACAGGCUGAUGUAAACUCACUGCUUUUAUUGCUGGGGUUGCUAUGCCAUUUGUUGCCAUUACUGUUCAAAUAUGCCUUAGCAGGGGGCAAUUAUUCUAUAGCAACCUCUACUCUUCAAUUGUCAAGAGCAAGCAGCAUUGUUAUGCUUCUAGCAUAUGUUGCAUAUAUCUUCUUCCAAUUAAAAACUCAUCGAAAAAUAUUUGAUGCACAAGAGGAAGAUGAAGAUGAAGAGAAGGCCGUGAUAGGGUUUGGGAGUGCAUUUAGCUGGUUGGUGGGUAUGACAUUGCUCAUAUCUGUGCUUUCUGAAUAUGUUGUGGGAACAAUUGAGGCUGCUUCAGAUUCUUGGGGCAUUUCUGUUAGCUUCAUUAGCAUAAUUUUGCUACCAAUUGUUGGGAACGCCGCAGAACAUGCCGGUUCGAUCAUAUUUGCUUUUAAGAACAAGUUGGACAUAUCUUUGGGUGUUGCUAUGGGAUCUGCAACUCAAAUUUCUAUGUUUGUGGUUCCAUUAAGUGUGGUUGUUGCAUGGGUAAUGGGUAUACGAAUGGAUCUGGAUUUCAAUCUUCUUGAAACUGGGUGUCUCGCUUUUACAAUUAUCGUUACAGCAUUCACUUUGCAGGAUGGAACUUCACACUACAUGAAAGGAGUGGUUCUUUUUCUCUGUUACCUUGUCAUUGCUGCAUGUUUUUUUGUUCUCAAAACUCCACUGAUGAUCAACGAAUAUCCUAUGGUCAAUUUCGGAGCUAAACCAUCCUUUGAUGCCAUUACCACUUGAGUGGCUUUGUUUCCUUCCCCCAUGCUAAGAAAAGCAAUGCUACACUAUGGAUAACGGAAAUUCCUCCCUUGGAUUACAGAGUUCGCCGGUUGCUGUUCAUGGUGAAACUUGUGUGCCAGGCUUUGGCUCCAUCAUAAACUAUUAAAAGUAGAGAUCUCGAUGCAUUGCAUAAUUCUUUCUACCUAAUAAAAGCUUAACAAUGACAUAUUGGUUUUAAAAUUGCGCCUCUGUUUUUCAUUUGUUUUACUUCACCACAUUCCCUCCUUACUUUCUAUCGAUAUCAUUUUCCAUGUGCACAUUUUCAUGUACC